Molecule: messenger RNA, 735 nt
Organism: Leishmania major strain Friedlin
Lineage: Eukaryota; Euglenozoa; Kinetoplastea; Trypanosomatida; Trypanosomatidae
Exons: 1
Coding region: 1-735 (244 amino acids)
Source: RefSeq, a predicted model, not a curated record
AUGCCGCGACUUCUCCACGGGUCGCAAAGGGCAGGAGAGGAGCAUGAAGCUGAGAAGCUAACAAAGUCUUUGCCGAGAACCGCUAGCGAUUUGGCAGCGCAGUCCCUCGCGAAUCUGUGGCGGCGACUGUUUCAGAGUUACGUCCACUUCACCCAGCCGGGAUGCUUGCCUUUUGUUGCCGAUGUCGCAACAUACAGCGAGGGCGUAGACAGCGUCGCCGACUCUGACACUGCACUUGACGCCUUGUGGGCUGCCGGCUUUGAUGCAUCCUCAACGCCGGAUGCUCUCAUUGUACACCUUUUUCUCGCGAACAAGCACCUCGACGCCGUUUCGUGGAUUAUUGCAUUUUGCCUUGUUGAUCGGCUGCAGCUGAGCCACUACGUACGGCAGCGACUACGGGAGCUGUCAUUCUUGCAGCAGCGCGAGGAUAGCAGCAACUGUUUUCUAAGGCUCGCCAGGGAGCACGUUCCGCAGCUACUCUUCACGGCUUACUCUCUCGCCUUCAAGUGGCAUUUGGACUACACGGUAUCGGUCAAAUAUCUCACCAAUCUUCUUCCGCACACACGUAGCGCCAGAGGACGUAUCCUUCGCUGCACGAUCAAGGAGGAGCUCGUCAUUCUUGAAACGCUCGAGUUUAACUGCGCCGUGUCGCAUGACCACUUGCUGCAGUUGAUGGAUCAUUUCUUGACAGCGUCCGAGCGCCGCUACGUGCUGCAAGUUGUUCAUAGAGUGUGA